Messenger RNA from Cannabis sativa, 1065 nucleotides. RefSeq lists its product as uncharacterized. The transcript is spliced from 2 exons. NCBI's taxonomy places the organism in Eukaryota, Viridiplantae, Streptophyta, Magnoliopsida, Rosales, Cannabaceae. The record is from RefSeq and is a predicted model, not a curated record. The coding region runs from base 1 to 1065 and encodes 354 amino acids.
AUGGGUCUGAAAUCACAUGAUUGUCAUGCGUUAAUGCAACAUCUACUUCCAAUUGCCAUUAGAUCAGUCUUGCCAAAAAAUGUUCGAGAGUGUUUGACACAUGUUUGCAUUUUCUUUAAUAGGCUGUGCGGGAAGGAAUUAGAAUUGGAUAAGUUAGAUGCAUUACAUGAACAUGUAGUCAAAACAUUGUGCAACCUGGAAAAGUUUUUUCCGCCAUCUUUUUUCGACAUCAUGAUCCAUUUAAUGGUUCAUCUAGUGAGAGAAGCAAGGCUGUGUGGGCCGGUGUGGGCGAGAUGGAUGUAUCCAUUUGAAAGAAAUAUGAAGGUACUUAAAAGUUAUGUGCGUAACCACUAUCGGCCAGAAGCAUGUAUGGUUGAGUGCUACAUAUCUGAAGAGGCUGUGGAAUUUUGUUCAGAGUACAUGGCUGGAGUUGAGGCAAUAGGAAUUAGCAAACCAAGAACUGACCCAGAUGAUGUUGAUAGAGGAUUAAGGGGCAAAGGGACAAUGGUGACAGUGUCCAAGCUUGAACUAGAUCAAGCUCAAUUAGUCGUGAUGAACAAUAACGCAGAGGUUCAACCAUAUAUAACUGACCAUAUGGAGCUGUUACAAUCAAUGGUUCCAAGAAAUCAAAAAAAUAAACAAAAAUGGGUUGCAGACCAACAUCGUCAAACUUUCAUUGGGUGGUUAAGGAAUACCAUUAUAGCAAAGUUGAACGAACCGAAUCAUGGAGUAUCUGAUGUGUUGAGUCGUAUUGCCCUUGGACCAACUUUUGCGGUUGCAAAGCAUGAAGCGUACAUUGUAAGGGGUAAACGUUUUCAUACAAAGUCAAGAGAUGAUGCUCGAGAGGUUCAAAAUAGUGGUAUACGUAUCGUCGCAGAAACUAUGCACUUUGCAAGUGCAAAAGAUAGAAACCCUGUUUUAGGUACUAUGACGUAUUACGGGGUCAUUGAAGAAAUAUGGGAGCUCAAUUAUUUUGCGUUCCGAAUUCCACUUUUUAAGUGUUCUUGGGUUGACAACAACGUUGGAGUAAAAGCGACGAGCUUGGUUUUACUUUGGUUGAUUUAA